This is a messenger RNA of Sclerotinia sclerotiorum 1980 UF-70, 363 nucleotides long. RefSeq lists its product with no specific name. The transcript has 4 exons. The record is from RefSeq and is a predicted model, not a curated record. Bases 1 to 363 code for a protein of 120 amino acids. Lineage: Eukaryota; Fungi; Ascomycota; Leotiomycetes; Helotiales; Sclerotiniaceae.
AUGCGCGACGAAAUCAAGAAAUCACGCACUAUCAACGUCCUACGAAGCAACCCGCCAGGAUAUGUAAGCGGAAACCUCCAGGGUUAUAUCAACAGCGUGUUUGGUUUCGAAGUGGCAGAUGGGGUGAAGACGAUGGAUAGUUUGACUAGAAGUACGGAAGAAAGUACGAGUUUAGGUGAGAAGGAUGGUAAUGUUUCGUCUGGUGAUUAUCUUACCCUCGCUUCUAAGAAGACGGCGGAUUUGAUGAAGAAUGAUUGUGCAUGGAUGCUUGAAGUGGAUCUGGAGAGAUUGAGGAAUAGUUUACAUUUUGAUUGUUUCAACGUCAUUUUCGUCGACGUUAAUUUGUGGAUUUUGCAUAAGUGA